UCUAAAGUCGGCGGAAGUUGAUAUCUCCCAAAUCGCAGUUGGAGCAGGCGCAGCGGACCGUGAAUAUGCCGAAUAUGCCCUCCUAAGCGCUGCCGUUCAGGCUACUUUCCCUGCGGCUUCGGGGACUUCGUGUGGCCGAGCGAUGCGCUAAUCGGGGAUUACAGAAGAAGAAAAAACAGGAGACUCCCUCUGCACUGUCGAAGAUCGACGGACAUUCUUCGCCAUGGAGGCGCAGUACAACCUCCGGAGCCCAGCCGUCAAAAGGCUCAUGAGGGAGGCCAAGGAACUUCAUGACGCCACGGAAGAAUACUUUGCCCAACCGCUCGAGGACAACCUUUUUGAAUGGCACUUCACGGUGCGCGGACCGCCCGAGUCGGACUUCGAGGGCGGGGUGUACCACGGCCGAGUGAUUCUGCCGCCAGACUACCCGAUGAAGCCUCCUAGCAUCAUCCUGCUGACGCCCAAUGGCCGAUUCGAGAUCAAUAAAAAGAUCUGCCUGAGCAUAUCUGGCCACCAUCCAGAGUCCUGGCAGCCCUCCUGGUCAUUAUGCACAGCACUUCUGGCUAUCAUUGGUUUCAUGCCAACACACGGGAGCGGAGCUAUCGGUUCCCUUGACUACAGCACCGAGGAACGGAAACAGCUGGCCAAAAAGUCCCAGGCUUGGAGCUGCCCCAGCUGCGGCCCUGUGGCCCGUUUGCUCAAGGAGCCCUCGGAGAGCCCCGACGACAGGGAAGCCGCUGACAAGGAAGACAGGGCUCUGGCUGCACAAAUCACUUUUAAGGAUGCGGGCGAGAGACCCAGCACACCGAAUGAGGCUGCCGCCAGCUCGGAGCCAGCACCGCCGCCCCAGGAGCCGAAGCCAGCAGCUGAGACAACAGAAGCCAACCAAGAGGAAGCGCCCGAAGCAGUGCGUCGCCGCAUGGCAGCUCAAAUCUUGGCACGCCGUGCCGAGCGUCUGUUUCAACAGCAGCAAGUCGCGGCCAACCGUGAGCAGGUGCCGCUGGCAGCGGUGACGGAAAAUGGCACCGCCACAAGCACUGCGGGAAACGACAACAUGCGCCUCGCGUAUAGCGCUACCAUGUGGCUUCUCGGAAGUGCAUUUGUGGGACUACUUAUCCGAAGGCUCUUUUUCCUGUGAUUGCCUCGGCAGAAGCUGUCUGACAUGUCCGUGCACGUGAGCAUGGAUAUUACCCACUGUACAAAGCAGAAAUCAGAAUGAACUGGUCAACUUUCUCCGCCAUCCGGAAAAACUGGAACUGGUAUCUCUCCCACUAUCCCUAGGGGUGGGAACUAUGAGCUAUGCACUAGACUGGCGAGGAGGUUCAAUAAAGUGCACACAACACGUAAAA
Ixodes scapularis (black-legged tick) is the source of this 1349-nucleotide messenger RNA. Its product is annotated as ubiquitin-conjugating enzyme E2 J1. The coding region runs from base 224 to 1138 and encodes 304 amino acids. NCBI's taxonomy places the organism in Eukaryota, Metazoa, Arthropoda, Arachnida, Ixodida, Ixodidae. The transcript has 8 exons. The record is from RefSeq and is a predicted model, not a curated record.